AUAACCCAACUUUCCUCCUGUCAGCGCAGCGACAACGUCACGUCAAGCACCAUAACAUCGCGCGAUUAUUGAAUGAUUUUACUGAAUUUCACUCAAAUAAGGCUUCUAACACUUGGAAAUUAUCUUAAAAGGAUGGGCCGUAAAAAUCGCCAGUUUAAUAAAUUCGCCCAGCGAAAGCGGGAACGCAAAGAACAGGAAAAAAAUCCUCAGGAAAAGCCAGCUGCCGAUACCAGAAAGCAUUAUGAAGACAUUGUGAGAGAGAACGCGGCUUUUGAAGAGUAUUAUAAGAACCAAAAAGUUUGCCCCGAUGAAGAAUGGGACACUUUCAUGAAGACUUUAAAAGAGAACUUACCGACAGCAUUCCGUAUUACUGGUUCUAAGUGUGAAGCAGCUGCUCUGAUGAAGAUAGUGCAGAGUCAGUACUUCUCCGAGAUCCUGAACAUGAAGCUACAAGUUGAAGGAGAUGGCGAACAGGGGGAGGAGAUAAAACCUAUUAAUUUACCUUGGUACCCAGGUGGCUAUGCAUGGCAACUUCGUCUAUCCCGUACGGACAUCAGACGUAAUGAAGCUCUCUACAAACUCCACAAUUUCCUGGUCGCUGAGACGGCAGCUGGCGGAGUGUCGAGACAGGAGACUGUAUCUAUGAUACCUCCUGUUGUACUGGAUGUACAACCUCAUCAUAAGGUAUUAGACAUGUGCGCAGCCCCUGGAUCUAAAACUGCUCAAUUGAUUGAAUUCUUGCAUGCAGAAGAAGAUAAAAUGCCGACAGGUUUCGUGAUGGCUAACGACGUGGACAACAGCCGAUGCUACAUGCUGGUACAUCAGGCCAAGAGGCUCAACUCUCCCUGUAUACUCAUCACUAAUCAUGACUCCGCUGUCAUGCCUGCACUCGAAGUAACAAAUGAACAGAGUCCAGGAUCAACCAAACCGCUGAAGUUCGACAGAAUUCUUUGCGAUGUACCGUGCUCAGGAGACGCGACUCUCCGCAAGAACCCCGACAUUUGGCUCAAAUGGUCCACUGGGAAUGGAAAUAAUUUACACGGAAUCCAGUACCGCGUCCUCAAACGUGGCUGUGAACUCCUGGAAGUCGGAGGUCGGUUGGUCUACUCGACGUGUUCCUUCAACCCUGUGGAGAACGAAGCCGUCGUCCACAGGGUGCUGCAGGAGACAGCAGGGACUGUACAGCUUGUUGAUGUAGCUAAUAUGUUACCAGGCCUUAAAUUCCAUAAAGGUAUGACGUACUGGCGCCCAGCCUCCAAAGACAUGGUGUUCUACGAGAAGUAUGAGGAUGUACCGGAGAAAUGGCAGACGGUGGUCAGGCCGCAGAUGUUCCCGCCCAAACCUGAAGACCUGCCCAAAUAUAACUUGGAUAGAUGCAUAAGAAUUUUACCCCACCACCAAGACACCGGUGGAUUCUUCGUGGCAGUCUUUGAGAAAGUCUCUCCAUUACCGUGGGAGAAGGACAUCAAGCCGGCAGAGAGCGCAGAAGUCAAAGAAGAAGAGAAAAAGGAGCCGCCUAAGAAGAAGAGAAGAAUGGGCGGGUAUAGGGAGGAUCCAUUUGUUUUCUUCUCCGGCGAAGAAGAAGACGUGUACCCAUCGAUAAAGGAGUUUUACGAUCUCAAACAAGAUUUCAACGCGACCUGCCUUCUAACGAGAUGUCAUGUCGGUAAAAAGAAGAACAUAUACCUCGUGUCACCGAUUGUGAAGGACGUAGUGUCGCUGAACGAGGGCAAAAUCAAGAUAAUAAACACCGGAGUCAAGACUUUUGUACGCUGUGAUAAUAAGAAUAUGGUUUGUCCUUUUAGGUUAUCACAAGAAGGUCUCCAAAGUAUAACACAGUUUAUAGGGCCGAAGCGUCGCCUGCGCAUUCUCAAAGAAGAUCUGAUUCUCGUACUACAGAACGACAAUCCUAGCAAGCCGCCUGAUGUUAAACUCUUUACUCCACAGACUCAGGAGUUGGUUAAAGAUUUCGCUACAGGCAGCUGUGUGCUAGAGUACAAGGAGGAGGGAGAGGGCACGAACCUGGAGCUGACGCUGGUCGGGUGGCGCGGGGUGCACUCCCUGCGCGCGUACACUGCGACCCCCGACACUGUACACUAUCUGCGACUACUGGGCGCUGACUACAGUAAAUACGAUGUAAAUAAAUUCAAGAAAGCCUCCGAUGUUCCGGACGCUGAUGCCGAAGCUAAUGACGUCACAGAAGCAACUGAGGCCACAGAGUCCACUAGCGCUGCAGCGGACAGCAGUGAAACUAACGGCGCAGGCGCAGACGUUGAAAUGGUUGAGCAAAGUGCUUCAUAGUAAACGAUGAAGUUGUAUACUUAAGUAUAAGUUACAUGUUAAUAUUAUAAUGAUAAUAUUUUAUUUUGUAUAACA
Messenger RNA from Spodoptera exigua (beet armyworm), 2376 nucleotides. NCBI's taxonomy places the organism in Eukaryota, Metazoa, Arthropoda, Insecta, Lepidoptera, Noctuidae. The record is from the annotation of a GenBank genome assembly.